UAUAUAUAUAUCUGUUAGUUAGAACUACUUAGGGAAAUGCCGAGGGACAGAGAUUCUCUGGUAGUUGGUCGUGUUGUAGGGGAUGUUUUGGAGCCAUUUACGAGGUCUAUAAGCCUUAGGGUGGCCUACGGCGGCCGAGAUAUCACCAACGGCUGUGAUUACAGACCGUCUCACGUUGCUAACCAGCCUAGGGUUGAGGUUGGCGGCCAUGAUCUUCGCACCUUCUAUACUCUUGUUAUGGUGGAUCCUGAUGCUCCAAGCCCAAGUAAUCCAAGCCUAAGAGAGUACCUGCACUGGUUGGUCACAGACAUCCCAGCCACCACAGGAGUUGAUUUUGGACAUGAAAUUGUGUGCUAUGAGAGCCCACAACCGUCGAUGGGAAUCCAUCGUUUUGUGUUUGUGUUGUUCCAGCAGCUGGGCAGGCAGACAGUUUAUGCUCCGGGAUGGCGCCAGAAUUUCAACACUCGAGACUUCGCCGAGCUUUACAAUCUGGGCUCGCCGGUCGCCGCCGUCUACUUCAACUGCCAACGGGAAACUGGCACCGGCGGCCGCCGCCGUUAAUCGAACAUAUGUUAGUUGAUUAUCAGUAGCUCCGCCCGCCGGCUACCAUUUGACUAGCUUAGCUUCUUCGUUUCCUAACAAUAUAUGCUUGUAACUGUGAUAAUGUUACGAUAAUAACAGCAGUAAUUAUUAUUCAC
Molecule: messenger RNA, 698 nt
Organism: Ipomoea nil (Japanese morning glory)
Lineage: Eukaryota; Viridiplantae; Streptophyta; Magnoliopsida; Solanales; Convolvulaceae
Product: protein HEADING DATE 3A-like
Exons: 4
Coding region: 37-561 (174 amino acids)
Source: RefSeq, a predicted model, not a curated record